CGCGCCUACCCGGGCGCGUCUGAUCGCUGAUGGAGGAACAGGCCCCCAGCUUGGAAGCCUAUCUCUCCCAGGAAACCUUCCACAGGAUCAACGUCGCGUUUCCCGGCGUACGGCUGCUCCACGAGCGACCGUACAUCUUUGCGGUCGACGACUUUGCAACUGCUGAGGAGUGCCUCGCGCUGAUCCGCCUGUUCAACGAUGAGAAUGCGCAGCCGUCCGCCACGGCGCCGUGCCAGGAGGAGCUUCGCACCAGCAGCAGCGUCUUUCCUUCUCUAGACGCGAUCUUGUGGCUGCGGCAGAGAAUCGCGGCCGCCACCAACGUGACCGACGCACAGCUCGAGCCAACCAAGAUCAGCAGGUAUCUGUGCGGGGAGUACUUCCGAAAGCACACCGACGCAUCCUUCCUCAACGAGAAGCUUUGGGCCUUUGCAGCGCGGCUGGCCGGCGUGGACGACGAGGGCGUGCAGGAGCCGUGCGGCUGGCCCUCCCGCUUCUGCACCCUCUUUCUAUACCUAAGCGACAGCCAAGAGGGAGGGAGGACGCGCUUCCGCUGGCUGGACGGCGCCGCCUUCAGGCCGCUCGACGCGCAGCGAUCGCUGGACGGCGCCGCUUCCGAGCCACUGACGGGCGGCGCCGAGGCGGCCGCAGCGCGAGCUCAGCGCGAGCUCAGCCUGACCCCGCGCGCGGGCACGGCAGUCAUCCACUUCCCGACGACCAGCCUCGCGAGCGGCUGCGUGCCUGACCCGCGCACGAUGCACGAGAGCGAGCCAGCGGGGGAGGCGACAAAGUACAUCCUGCAGCAGUUCAUCUGGCCCGUCCCGAUCGAGCCCGCAGGCGGUCGCAUGCACGAGGACGUGAGGAGGGAGUGGGCCGGCGUGCUGCGAGCCGCCGAGCCGCCUGCUGACCAAAGCGAACCGGCUGCUGCCGACCAAAGCAAGCCGCCUACCGACCAAAGCGACCUGCCCGCUGCUACUCGAAGCGACCCGUUUGUUAAGCAAAGCGAGCUGGACUUGCCUCCUCGCCCGGAUGCUUGCUCGCUUGCUGACAGUGCUCCCGGCGCCGCCAACGCCGAGCGCCUCGCGAGCGCAGCGGGUGUGCGCGUGUGCGAGCAGACCGCGCCGGGGUGGGUCGGGCAGUGCGGCGCGAUCGAGCGGAGCUCCUUUGUCCGCUCCGAGGCGAUGGACAUCCCCGACGAGCUGCGUGGCGGCGCGCGGCUGCUGUGUGCCGCGCCACGCUCCCCAUGGGUCGGCCCCUCCCUCGGCCGGUCGUGCUAUCCGGACACGCGCGUUGGUGCCAUCGUUGGCGCCACUGUGAACGGCUAA
Messenger RNA from Emiliania huxleyi CCMP1516, 1322 nucleotides. RefSeq lists its product as hypothetical. The transcript is spliced from 5 exons. Gene Ontology annotation, biological process: peptidyl-proline hydroxylation to 4-hydroxy-L-proline. Lineage: Eukaryota; Haptophyta; Isochrysidales; Noelaerhabdaceae. Gene Ontology annotation, cellular component: endoplasmic reticulum. Gene Ontology annotation, molecular function: procollagen-proline 4-dioxygenase activity; iron ion binding; L-ascorbic acid binding. The coding region runs from base 30 to 1322 and encodes 430 amino acids. The record is from RefSeq and is a predicted model, not a curated record.